This is a messenger RNA of Juglans regia (Persian walnut), 462 nucleotides long. RefSeq lists its product as uncharacterized. NCBI's taxonomy places the organism in Eukaryota, Viridiplantae, Streptophyta, Magnoliopsida, Fagales, Juglandaceae. The transcript has a single exon. The record is from RefSeq and is a predicted model, not a curated record. Bases 1 to 462 code for a protein of 153 amino acids.
AUGGGUAGGGGAGAGCAGGAUUCCAGUACCGUCAUUAAUCGUUCCUCCAUUGCUCUAUUGCAGGAGAGAUUCAGACAGCUGGAAAGAGUGAAGGAAAUGAGAGAGCAAAGAGAGCUCAUGAGAAUGCUCGCCCAACCUAAACAUCAUGAACAUGUACAUCUCAAUCUGAUCAAUCCCACCACCAAUAUGCAUUACGAUCAACAGCCAUCGAGGUUGUUUUUCCACUCCGAGUUGGUCUUUCCACCGAGGUCGUCACCUCCCCAAGCUUCCCUCUCUAUUUGUCCGCCGUCUCAGAGCAAACAUGCCGGCUACACUACUGGGAGCGCAGGCGCCGAGGCCCCUCUCUCGAUGGAAUCGUCGUGGCGGCCUACUGAUCAUACACCUGCCUCUGUUCUCACUUCCUUGAAUUUAUUCAAGGAUUCUGAUUCUGACUCAGAUGUUGACACUUCUCUUCAUCUGUAA